This is a messenger RNA of Exaiptasia diaphana, 1946 nucleotides long. Its product is annotated as zinc metalloproteinase nas-4. Gene Ontology annotation, biological process: proteolysis. The record is from RefSeq and is a predicted model, not a curated record. Gene Ontology annotation, molecular function: zinc ion binding; metalloendopeptidase activity. NCBI's taxonomy places the organism in Eukaryota, Metazoa, Cnidaria, Anthozoa, Actiniaria, Aiptasiidae. Bases 431 to 1699 code for a protein of 422 amino acids. The transcript has 7 exons.
UUAUUCUACUUUUUACUAUCACCUCUACACACUUAGAACAUCCACUCACAAACUAUCAUUUUCCUUUAUCCCGGUCCAUAUACGUGCUACUUUCAAUUUCAUCCUUUCCCUACCCUUCUUCUUUCAGAUCUUUUGCUCACACAGACAGUCGUCGAGUAAGUUGUUGAUUCGGAUUCAAUCGAUAACAAUAUUCAUUGAAAGGUAAUCGUGCAUUUGUGCUUUCCCACCUUCCGUUUUGUUCACAGGAAAUGGUCACAGUACAUCCUUAUGACGUCACAAUCAGCUAUUGAGACGCGCACGUUGACCCUUUGGGUCGUCAGUACAAGUUAUUGUAGCACAUCUCACUAGUUUCUUCAGUUGAUCAUCGAGCUAUUUCUUGACGAAAUCAUUAUAUAAAAACAUUGUGAGCUUGUACUCUCUUUUUCAUGGAAUGGAUUCCAAGCUGUUUGGUUUGAUAUGCUUGUGUGGAACGAUGUCUGGAUUAACCGCUCUACCAGUGAUAAAACUAUCUUCAAAUCAACAAAAAAUUAUCGAAGGAGAUAUUCUAAUGAGCGCAACUCUAAGGGAGCUUACGUCAGUCGAGCACCGCAGAAAACGUGAAAUUACUUCAAAGAUGGUACAACGUUGGACGAAUAACAUUGUUCCAUUUGUGAUUAACUCAACACUUGGAAAGUCUGGCCGCCGAGCAGUACAACACGCUAUCAAUCAGUUUCACUACCAUACAUGUGUACAGUUCGUUCAACGUACCGAUGAAAGUGAUUACAUUGCAUUCGAACGUAACAUCGGAUGCUAUUCUCCUAUUGGUCGACAAGGAGGACGACAAAUACUCUCCGUUGGUGACGGUUGCGAGCAGAGGGGAACAAUUAUGCACGAGCUAAUGCACGCCCUUGGGUUCUUCCACGAACACUCGCGUUAUGAUAGGGACAAGUACGUUAAAAUUCUAUGGUGGAAUAUUGAACCAGACUUUUUGAGGAACUUCGAGAGCUACAGUCACGAUGAUUUAGACACACUGGACAUCCCAUAUGAUUACGACAGCUUAAUGCAUUAUGGGAAGCUAGCCUUCAGCAAAAAUAGACAAAACACCAUUGAAGCCAUCGGUGACGCUAAUAGACCGCUCGGACAAAUGAAACGAUUUAGUAAACUAGACAUAAAACAGAUUUUAAAGGUCUACAAGUGCAAAAGCAUCGAUAAGGGUCCUUUGCCAGCCCAGCCAUUAAGAACGUUCCAUGAAAAUGAAGAAAACGAUGAUAAUCCUGUCAUGCUGACGACAAAAACAAUCCGUAAAGAAACUGAACGACUCGUAAAUAAAGAAGAGGAGCCCGUUACCACUAAAAAACAAUCUAGGCAUUUGCUAGUUCGACCAAAAAAGCAUUCUAUAGAAAAAGAGCAGAGACAGAAAGCAAAAUAUCAACUAAAGACAUCAAAGGAAACACAAAAUCAAGGAAAUGUUGCUCCUACAGAAACUGUCAGAGAAGGCAACACUGGKUUAAAAAACCAGAAGUUCAGCCAACUAGAAGUUUCAGGUAAAUGUAGAGAUAUCUAUCCCGCAUCAUGUAAGAAGUUUGCUUCUAUUGAUGGCUAUUGUCGCUACUGGAGCUCGUUUAUGCAGAAACGAUGCCCACGUGCUUGUGGAUUUUGUGAGACAAAAAAAUUCAAGUUUGACAAACAAAAAUAUGGCUACAGAAGAAGCAGAACGUAAGAAAAUAAUCAAGACAUAGUGACUCCUAAUGAAAUCUUAUGUGAAUAGAAAAUAGACUCGAUAAAACAAAGCUUACUCAUCAGUACCAUACGUCCGCACUCACGACGCUCAUCACAAAAAUUUUAAUAUUAAACUAAUUAUAUCACGAAGUGAAUUUAAUAAUGGGAGUCAUUGUAGUGUUCAUUUGAAAGAAAUUUCAUUUUUCCGCAGCCUUAAAUCUAUCCAUUAAAUAUUGACAAUGUAUUGA